Pantherophis guttatus is the source of this 2523-nucleotide messenger RNA. RefSeq names its product Rac family small GTPase 1 (gene RAC1). Gene Ontology annotation, molecular function: GTP binding; GTPase activity. The record is from RefSeq and is a predicted model, not a curated record. NCBI's taxonomy places the organism in Eukaryota, Metazoa, Chordata, Lepidosauria, Squamata, Colubridae. Gene Ontology annotation, biological process: small GTPase-mediated signal transduction.
CGCCUCAGUCGCCCGCCCCGCGCUUUGGGUGGUGGCCGUUGCCUCCUCAGCUCCCGCCGCCGCUGCUUCUCCUCAGCCGGGCCUUCCUUGCGGUUCCUUUUUUCCAGGGGAAAGCGGCGCUAAACCCCGAAGGCCGAGAGACAGCCGAGGCCGCUGAGGGGGCCUUUUCCUUUUCUCUCCUCGCACCCGACCCGAGCAGCCGCCCCGAUGCAGGCCAUCAAGUGUGUGGUGGUGGGCGACGGUGCUGUAGGUAAAACAUGCCUACUCAUCAGUUACACAACCAAUGCAUUUCCUGGAGAAUAUAUACCAACUGUAUUUGACAACUACUCUGCCAAUGUGAUGGUGGAUGGGAAGCCGGUAAAUCUGGGCUUGUGGGAUACCGCUGGACAAGAAGACUACGACAGACUCCGCCCGUUGUCUUACCCACAAACAGAUGUGUUCUUAAUUUGCUUUUCCCUUGUGAGCCCAGCAUCCUUCGAAAAUGUCCGUGCAAAGUGGUAUCCAGAGGUGCGACACCACUGCCCCAAUACCCCCAUCAUCCUAGUGGGAACCAAACUUGAUCUCCGAGAUGACAAAGACACUAUCGAAAAACUGAAGGAGAAGAAGCUGACGCCGAUCACCUACCCACAAGGCCUUGCCAUGGCGAAGGAGAUCGGGGCAGUCAAAUACCUAGAAUGCUCAGCGCUGACACAGCGGGGCCUCAAGACAGUCUUCGACGAAGCCAUCCGAGCCGUCCUGUGCCCCCCUCCAGUCAAGAAGAGGAAGAGAAAAUGCCUGCUGCUCUAAUGCCGCUUCUGCUCUCCCCAACCCUCACCCCCCCCCCCAAAAAAAACCUUUUGUGCUUUGCUUGGAAUAACGGAGCAUUCCUGCAUUUUGUUUGUUUAAAAAAAAUUGGUUGUCCCCCCCCUUCAGGUUAUCUUAAACAAGACCUCUUACAUAUUUCCCUUUGUUUAAAAAAAUUAGCUUCUUCCUUCCUUCUCCUUUUUCCUUUUUUUUAAAAGACAAACUCAUAUAAAGGCCUUAUUUCCCCCCACCCCACCCCUUUUUCGCUCCGCUUAAUCAACUGUUGCCAAACUUUCUGCUCCUUACUCCUCUUGGAUUGCUGUGCUUUGUUACGUGAAGCCACCAGACCUGUCUUUUUUUUUUUUUUUUUCUUACAAAGUCAGGCAGGUGUCUUUUAAAAAAUACUAAUGUUUUAUUAGCAGUUGCAACACUUUAAUCUGGGUUUUCCCAGGAAGAUAAAAAAACCAACCCCAUUGCUGUCUAAAAAUGCACUCAUUCAUCCGACAGCUUCUUCACACACUUUCAUGCUUGAACAAAUGCAAUAAUUGACAACUCCAGAUUAACCCUUCCCUUUUUUAAAAAAUCUAUCUAUAUAUAUAUAUAUCUCAAAUCUACUAAGGUCUGUGAUUAAAGCUAUUUUUUUUCUCUCUCUCGAAAUGUAUUUGUCUCCCUUCACGGCAGAAUAACUAUUUUCUUGGAGGAAAGACGACUGACUUGGUUAACGGAAAUGGCCAGACAGUAUUUUGACACUGUAAAAAGAUCAAAUUUACACUACAUUGUUAACGCGCUAGUUUAAAACCGAAGAGAGAUUUUUUUUCUCUCUCUCUCUUGUACGAUGUAAAAAAAAACCCACAAAAGGAAUCCUCCCUCCUGCAGCUAAUCGAACAAGCUGAACAGCAGGUUGGAGUUUUUUCUAGAGUAUUCCUUCAUAUCAUUCUGGCGGGACUUUUAAGCUUAUUAUUAAUUUUGAGCUGGUCCCCCCCUCUCCCACAUGUUCUUGCUGGAUGCUUUUCUUAUAGAAUCUCCUCCUGAGCAAUAUUAAUUUGUAUUUUAAAGCAUUUUUUAAAAAAUUUGUAUUAGCCACUUAUUUUUUUGGAUAAGAUAGUCAAAUGUAGCCACCUGUCUUAUUUCUCCCCUCCUAAUUAUGUACAUGGUUUAAACCAGGGGUCUCCAACCUUGGCAACUUUAAGCCUGGUGGACUGCAACUCCCAGAAUUCCCCAGCCAGCUUUGCUGGCUGGGGAAUUCUGGGAGUUGCAGUCCACCAGGCUUAAAGUUGCCAAGGUUGGAGACCCCUGGUUUAAAAGGCUUUCUUCAGUCCUGAAGAUAAAUUUGGUGUAAAAAAUCAAGAGCAGCUGAUCGACCACUUUUUUCCAUUUUAAAUAUUUCACUUCUUUUUCCCCUCCGGCUAAUGUCUCUCUUAUCUGCCAGGUAUCUUAAAGCUGUAUUAAUUUUACUAACCCCAACAUGGCUCGUUUUAACCGUUUCCAGGAACCCGGUCUAAUAACGGUAAAUCAGGCCUGUGAGGUUCUGUACGUCAGAUGCUGGCAAGAAUACGUUGAUUUCCCUCCCCCCUACAACCCCCUUUCAAUCACUAGAACAAAUAUAUACAUAUAUAUAUAAAAAUAUAAAUAUAUAUAAAUGGGAGUCUGCAAGAUUGUGAAGUUUUUACAUUGGAUCUUUUGGUAAUGCAAGUUAGCAGUCUGUUUUGCAUGUAUGACUUAAUAAAUUCUUAAACCACA